GUGUUUUAAUAGCAGGAACUUCGACACAUGAAAUGGCGGACAGUCCGGGCUGGAGGAGGAGUCGAAGUAUCGAACGCCCUGACAUAUGCAGAAGGAGGAGGAGCAGGAGUAGGAGUGGAAGCAGGGAACGCCCCGACUUGUCUCCAGUCUGGGCCUUUGAAAAACAAAAUCUGAAUCUGGUGUUGUGUGGAAAUGAUGCUACUCUGAAGGCCUUUGUGUCAAAAUGUUUCAUGGGGGAAAAACAUCUUUUUACAUCAUAUCAGAGAGAGUUCAUAUCAGUGUGUUUGAUGGAGGAUGAGAUGCUACAUGGACGUCUGAUCAAUCUGGUGGAGCUUCCAGCUCUCAAUCGGCUCUCAGAGGAGGAAGUGAUGCGUGAAACUCUCAACUGUGUGUCUUUCUGUGAUCCUGGAGUUCAUGCUUUCCUCUUCAUUGUUCCUGCUGGUCCACUUACUAAUGAUGACAAAGCAGAAAUAGAGAAGAUCCAGAAGAUAUUUGACCUCAGGGAGCAUUUCAUUGUGCUUUUCACAUCAGAGCUCAUUAGUGACAAAAGUGUGACAGAUUUAAUCAAAUCCAGCCCAGAAUCUCAGAGGUUAAUCAGUUAUUGUGGGGGUCGAUACAGAGUGAUGGGGUUAAAGGAACCUGAAAACUCAAGACAGAUCCCAGAACUACUGGAUUAUAUAGAGACUACGGAGACCUUCAGAACAAGUGAACCCUAUUCACUUGAGAUGUAUAUGAUAGCUCAAAAGAACAGAGCCAAACAUGAAACAGAGAAGAAAUGUAAAGAAGAGCUGGAUAAAAUGGAGAAUAAUUUCAGAGAGUUUCAGUUAGACGGUGCUGAAGGUCAAUCUGAUGAUCAGGAGUGUCUGAGGAUUGUGCUGAUCGGGAGGACAGGGAAUGGAAAGAGUGCAACAGGAAACACUAUUCUGGGAAGAGAGGAGUUUGUGAGUGAUUUAAGGCUAGAUUCAGUCACAACAGUUUGUGAAAAGAGAGUUGGCGAAGUUGAAGGUCAUUCAGUAACUGUUGUUGAUACUCCAGGCCUCUUUGACACGACACUGACACAUGAUCAAGUAGCAAAAGAAAUAUUGAAAUGUGUUUCAAUGUUGUCACCUGGACCUCAUGUGUUUGUCAUUGUGCUGAGCUUGGGAAGAUUUACAAAAGAGGAGAUGGACACUGUAGAUCUGAUAAAGAAGAUCUUUGGGACAAAAGCUGCUCAGUUCAGCAUUGUUCUGUUCACUGGAGGUGAUAAACUAAGCAAUAAGUCAAUAGAGAAAUAUGUCAGUGAAAGUAACUGUGCAGAACUGAAGAAAAUGAUCAGAGAUUGUGGUAACAGAUUCCUGGUUUUCAAUAACAGUGAAAAACGAGACAAAACUCAAGUGACCCGACUGUUAGGCAUGAUAGAAGAGGUCAAACGCACAAACGAGGGUCGAUAUUUCACUAACAGCAUGUUUGAGGAGGCAGAGAUGUCCAUUAAAAAGAAAAUGGAGGAAAUACUGAAAGAGAGAGAGAGAGAAAUCCAGGCUCAGAAUGAGGCAUUAAAAGUCAAAUAUGAGAUGGAAAUGAAGAAACUUAAGAGAGAGAAACAAAGAACAGAUGAGGAGAAAAUGAAAAUGCAGAAAGAAAUGAUAAAAGAGAGAAGAGAGAGAGAACUAGAGAGGGAGCAAAUGAAGAGUGAGAGAGAACUAAUGAAGACAAUGAUAGAAGAUCUUCAGAGAAAGAAAACAGAACAUGGUAUGGAACUGAAGUGGAAGCAGGAGAAAUAUGAUGCCAGAGCUAAAGCAGAGCAAAUGUAUAAGGAGCGGAUUUGGGCUCUCGAAGAUAAGCUGGAAGAAGAAUAUGCUCGAUAUGAUUCACUGCAAGAAAAGUAUGAAAUCCUACAAGAUGAACUAAAGCAGAUAAGGGCGAAAUAUCAGAGAAAAAAAUUCUGUGUCCUUCUGUGAUCAUUUUAGUUACCUACCUGAUAAUUAGUCACUGCAUUAAUACUUUACCAAAAAAAAAAAAAAAAAGUUAAUGGAAAGCCUUUGGUUGAUUGAUUUACAGUGCUUAUCAAUAUGCUGUUUGCUUAGGAUUUUGAUAUUCUCUAUUUGUAUUUUUUUUUUUCUGAUAAUUUUUUUUAUGUAUAUCUCUGUGUUUGAUUGGCCUGACUGUUUUUUUUUUUUUUUUUGUUGUUUGUUUGUUUUUUUUUUUUUGUCAUAAUUGCUUUUAAUUAUGUUUUUGUCAAAAUGUUGCAAAAAAAUGUGCAAAAUUCAUCAGUAGCCUAAAUGUAAAUGUAAAUGUUUUUUUGUUUUGUUUUUUUUGUUUAGUUUUUUAAUUAACAAAAAUUAAAUAAUAAGUCAAUACACCAUAAAUCCUUCUUCCAAAAUGUGUUUUUGUCUUACCCUGAUUUUCUAUGGUGAGCCUAUUUUACAUGUUUAUGUUUUAGACCAGGUGGGAUGGUUUUCGUGGGAAAUUGGGUACAUACGUCACUUGUCCAUGUCUCGUCAUAUCCAUAAAUAGAGAAAAGUUGCUCUGGCUUCUUUUUAAUGUGUGUUUGGUAUGGGACUGGUAGGCCCCUGGGCUUGAGUUUCUGUUUGGGCCCUACCUGCACUACAAAUGACCUCAAUCAGAACAUCAUUAUAAAUAAAAACACAAAAAAUAAAAUAUUCUUUGAGGUUCCUAGAACAUUAAUAUGCAAUGUGCCUAGUGAAGUCAAAGUUUAGAGGUGAUAUUAAAUAGUCAUUAUAAUUCAAUAAUAUAUAUUAUAUUAUACAUAUAUUACAUAUAUUUUGUGCUUGUGUAUCCCAUUUUCAUGAUGAAUAAAACACUUACUAUAUGUUUUUCCCCCCAAAAUGUAAACAUUGUUGGGUAUAUCAGUAAUUAUUCUCUCUAAUGUAUAGAGUUUUUUUAAUUAUUAAAUAUAUUUUAAAAAUUAUAAUAAAGCUUUUUUUUUUUAGCUUGUCGCUCAAGUUAUCACCAGUGAAUCACAGUGAACCCCGGAAGUGCGAUCAGCUGAGUAUGACACAGCACCAUUCUGUUUUGCCUCACGCCUUUAUAUACACUCCCCCAGAGCACUCCCCUAACUAGGAAACCAUAAAUAAUUACCUAGGGGGUGUGGUCAAGCAGGCAGCAAACACACAGCAAUAACUGCAUUCCACCACACACUUAUCAGUUUGUGAGUAAGGCCAGCGCGCUAGCACAAGGAGUGUCAAAUAAGCUGGAAUAUUCCUAUAUGAACUCACUCUGUUACUGUGUUUUCUCAGUGAAUAAAUUGAUGUAAGACGAUUUCUUGAAGCACGAGCUUUAUUGACACAACAACGCAAAGAGACCAGUUACACCUUACCGUAAAGUAGCGUUAUGAUAACCAUUAAAUUGGCAUACGCAUUAACAUUAUAUGUGUAAGAUAUCAUGAUGUACAAUGAGGAUUUUUAAUUACCAUGUUAAUGGAUAAUACAAACUAUGUUUUGUUAGUCCAUAAGGCAUGAACUAAUUUGUAUAAACUGUGAACAAAUACUUUUAACCAUAUCAUUUUGAAAAUAUAUAGUGUGUAACCAUAUAGUAAAAUGUCUCCCUUGACUGUAUGUGAUAUUAUUUCCGUAUGUUUGUUCAUGUUGUGAACUUGUGACAAAUAGUAUAAAGACACAGAGGUAUGGGCAUUUAGGCCUACAUUAAUCAUUGCAAAUCCUUGAACAAGUUUAAGCCAAUGAGACAUUUAACAAUAGAAGUGUAUAUGGUGAGUGUGUGAUAUUUCUGUCAUGAUGUGGUGAACGAAUUUAUAUUUAUAUAUUUAUAUAUUUAUAUUAAGUGUUUAUCUGCUAUAGGCUAUUGAAUCUGUUCACGUCUUUCAAAUUUUAUCAUUAAAGAUUUUUUAUUUUUUUAUUUGCAUUUGUCAAAGAUACCUAUUUAUCGUGUUAAUAUUAAAUAAAUAUUAAUUAAUAAAACUUAUUCAUUUCGUUUUCAGGGAUGAAAAGACAGGUUUUUCUGCAGAAAUGCCAUGAUAUGGGCUUAUAAUUUUUAAGUGUUUUAAGACGAUUAUUUGUUGUUUGCUUUUUUUUAAUUUUAUUAUGAACAGUUUAAAUAUGUUUUAAACCUAUUAUUUUAGAAAUGUUUUUUAAAUAUCCUAUUUGUUUUCAUACAGAGAAACACACGUUUCACUUGUUCAAGGCUUUUUUUUCAAAUGGUUAUUUUUAUUUGACAUUAAAUGUUACAUAAUCUAAGUAUUAUUUGUAACAAUUUGAACAUAAAGGAAAUAAUACGAUCAAAU
Ctenopharyngodon idella (grass carp) is the source of this 4237-nucleotide messenger RNA. RefSeq lists its product as uncharacterized. Gene Ontology annotation, molecular function: GTP binding. The transcript is spliced from 5 exons. Lineage: Eukaryota; Metazoa; Chordata; Actinopteri; Cypriniformes; Xenocyprididae. Bases 33 to 1937 code for a protein of 634 amino acids. The record is from RefSeq and is a predicted model, not a curated record.